GUGAGUACAGCAGAAGGAAAUUGUGGAGUUGCGCUGCUGCCGCUGUCAAUCUUCCGACCAUGAAACUAGUUUACUUCCUGGUGUUAUAUUGUUCAUGCAUUUCGGUAAAUGCACACCCUCCAUGGGUCUGUAAUGAGACAGAACUUGCUGCUAGUGGAGGUCCCACAGAAGAUCAUAUCACUUAUCCUACUAUUAUUUUUGGAGUUUCUACAAAAGCUAAUGUCAGUGAUCCAAUCAUCAAGAAUAUAUCAGCUUUUGCACUGCCUACAAUUGAUAGCAGAUUAGAUGGAACUUUCAAGAUAGCUCGAAUUGUCAGUGCAGAAUUUCGGAGUGCUGCAGGUACUCUUUAUUACCUCCAGCUAGAAGUUUGUACCACCAACUCCAACAGGGGAGAAGAUGAUGCCAGUUCUGAGUGCAUUCAAACAGGAGAAGCGAACAAGCAUCUGUGUGACGUAUUGGUGUGGGAUAGACCAUGGCAGCCUGAACGUGAAGUUACAGCACUAGAUUGCACUGCAAUAAAUGCAAGGCGGAAAAGAGAGCUUGCUGUUAAUGCAGGUCACACAGAAAGUAAUACUACUACUCAUAUUCUUGGAGGUCUUACAAAAGCUAAUGUCAGUGAUCCAAUCAUCAAGAAUAUAUCAGCUUUUGCACUGCCUACAAUUGAUAACAGAUUAGAUGGAACUUUCAAGAUAGCUCGAAUUGUCAGUGCAGAAACUCAGGUUGUUGAAGGUACUCUUUAUUACCUCCGGCUAGAAGUUUGUACCACCAACUCCAACAGGGGAGAAGAUGAUGCCAGUUCCGAGUGCAUUCAAACAGGAGAAGCGAACAAGUACCUGUGUGAUGUACAGGUGUGGGAUAGACCAUGGCUGCCUGAACGUGAAGUUUCAGAACUAAAUUGCACUGCAAUAAAUGCAAGGCGGAAAAGAGAGCUUGCUGUUAAUGCAGGUCACACAGAAGGUAAUACCACUUAUCCUACUGUCAUUACUGGAGGUCGUACAAAAGCUAAUGUCAGUGAUCCAAUCAUCAAGAAUAUAUCAGCUUUUGCACUGCCUGUAAUUGAUAACAGAUUAGAUGGAACUUUCAAAAUAGCUCGAAUAAUCAGUGCAGAAACUCAGGUUGUUGAAGGUGUAAUUUAUUACAUCCGGCUAGAAGUUUGUAGCACCAACUCCAACAGUGGAGAAGAUGAUGCCAGUUCUGAUUGCAUUAUAACAGGAGAAUCGAACCAGCAAGUGUGUGAUGUACAGGUGUGGGACAGACCAUGGCUGCCUAAACGUGAAGUUACACAAUUAAAUUGCAUUCCAAUAAAUUCAAGUCGGAAAAAGAGAGGAAUUCUGCUGAAGUCACAUCAAUUUCCUUCAUAGCUACUGAUCUUAAAGAACAUUGAUUUUGAUAACUUCCAGAAUAGACAUCAUAUAUUCAUACUUCACAUGAAAACAGACAAACUGUUUAAAUCAGGGCCCAUUGCUAAAGUUGAUGAAACAUAGGUAUAGAGAAAUGUCAUGAUGUGGCUAAUCUAAGCUUAAAUCUAAAGCAUGAAAAGAUCCAUAUACUGUGAAGAAGGAUGGAUAAAUUAAUAAAAAAAUUAAAAGCACUUUGUAACUUGUUUUUUUAUAUAUUAUAAAAAAUUCAAGUAGAUUAAUGUAAAAGAUAGAAAAGAAACAAUAAAGGAAGUUUUAAAUUACAAUGUA
Messenger RNA from Schistocerca cancellata (South American locust), 1688 nucleotides. RefSeq lists its product as uncharacterized. The coding region runs from base 60 to 1361 and encodes 433 amino acids. The transcript is spliced from 11 exons. The record is from RefSeq and is a predicted model, not a curated record. Lineage: Eukaryota; Metazoa; Arthropoda; Insecta; Orthoptera; Acrididae. Gene Ontology annotation, molecular function: cysteine-type endopeptidase inhibitor activity.